AUGAAGCCUACACCUCAGAAUCAAGAGCAGCCUAAUAUGCAAAUUGAAGUCCUAGAGGCUACUUCAAGUACCCCAAUGGACCUAGUUCCUACUCAGCCCCUAAUCCUAACAACUGUUCCAAGUACCUCAGAGGCUCAUAUUUCCAAUCCCAAAUCUUGGAGGAGAUUGACCAAUAAGGCAGGUCGGCUUCAGAGACUAGAGGAAAUACCUCCUUGUGUGAAUUCUUCUUCUGGUAAAGGUUCUAGGGGUGGUGAAACUUUGACUCAGCUAAUUCCCAAGACCAUUACAGCAGAGCUGAACCAGCAACUGUUGAAACCUGAUUGGCCCCCAUAUCAUCCAGGAUCAUCUGCUCAGCAUUAUAUUGAAAGUUGUUUGAAGAACUGCAGGCUUGUUAUCCAGCCAAAUAUAACUGAGGCCAUGCAUAGAAGCGCUUCUGUUAUCUCAGUUUAUAUCAAGGCUGAAACUACUUGA
Messenger RNA from Striga asiatica, 471 nucleotides. NCBI's taxonomy places the organism in Eukaryota, Viridiplantae, Streptophyta, Magnoliopsida, Lamiales, Orobanchaceae. The record is from the annotation of a GenBank genome assembly.